AUGGAAGCAAAGAGGAACACAGAUAUUCAUCCUCUACAACUUUUUCUUGCAAUUAUCAUUUUAGUUCUAGUCCUUGUAGAACCGAUCUCCCAGUUUAGAGUUUCUGCUAUGCAAGUAAGUGCUGAAGAAGUGCAAUGCAGUGGUUCAAUGGUAGAAUGUAGUGAUCAAAUGGCAGAGGAAGAAAUAUCAAUGGAGUCGGAGACAAGUCGAAGAAUUGCUGCUCAAGCUGUCAAAUAUAUUACUCCUGACGUUUUGAAGCGCGAUGCACCGGUCUGUGACAAGGCUAAAAGAGGAGCUCCCUAUCAUAGUUGCCUACCUCCACCAUCAAAUACUUACCACAGAGGGUGCGAAAAGCUUGGCAACAAGGUUUCGUCGAAAACUAGGGAAUGCAAUGGUUCGAUAGCAGAAUGCAAUGAAGAAUAUGAGUUCUUGAUGCCAUCUCAUAAUAGUAAAGGGUUUCUUGAAGAGAAGACAAAGUAUAUAUCACCUGGUACUUUAAAGCCAGACCGACCAGCUUGUAAUGGUGGUUCUAGGGGUCAGUCUUAUAGUAGUAGUUGUCUUCCACCUCCAUCUAAUCCUCCUUCUCGCGGUUGUUCCAAGUACUAUCGUUGUAGGUCUGAUGAUUGA
This is a messenger RNA of Dovyalis caffra, 627 nucleotides long. NCBI's taxonomy places the organism in Eukaryota, Viridiplantae, Streptophyta, Magnoliopsida, Malpighiales, Salicaceae. The record is from the annotation of a GenBank genome assembly.